Messenger RNA from Vicia villosa (hairy vetch), 1433 nucleotides. RefSeq names its product NPC intracellular sterol transporter 1-related protein 1-like. Lineage: Eukaryota; Viridiplantae; Streptophyta; Magnoliopsida; Fabales; Fabaceae. The record is from RefSeq and is a predicted model, not a curated record. The transcript has 8 exons. The coding region runs from base 137 to 1159 and encodes 340 amino acids.
UUUGGAAUUGUCAUUCGGUUGUGUAAACCGUCCUCUUUGUCUGACUCUACUCUGGUUGUUGCUGCUACUCGGUUGCGUCUUUGAUGAGAAAAAGUUUCCUCUGAUCUUAACAACAAUCCCAAUCCGAACUCAAGAAAUGAACAUGAGUUUCCCUAUCAUCUUCUCCGCUGGAAUUACUCUUCUGUUACAGGUAUUCCUCCUACUCUCUUCGCCUUCUUUCACCACCGCGAUGGCAAUCCAUUCCGAUCAAUACUGCGCAAUGUAUGAUAUCUGUGGUCAACGCAGUGAUGGCAAAGUUCUCAAUUGCCCCUAUUCUUCACCUGCCGUCAAGCCCGAUGAUCUAUUCUCUGCUAAAAUUCAAACUCUCUGUCCCUCUUUAAAUGGAAAUGUUUGUUGUACUGAGCAACAGUUUGAAACAUUAAGGACACAGUCUCAACAGGCAGUACCCAUUCUAGUUGGCUGUCCUGCUUGUUUGAGGAACUUUCUCAAUCUUUUCUGUCAACUCUCUUGCUCUCCUAAUCAGAGUCUCUUCAUCAAUGUCACUUCCGUUUCUGAGGUUACUGGUAAUACCACUGUGGACGGUAUUGAUUUUUAUGUAACUGAAACUUUUGGAGAUGGUUUAUAUCAAGCAUGUAAGGACGUGAAAUUUGGGACAAUGAAUACAAGGGCUAUGGAUUUUGUUGGGGCUGGAGCUAACAAUUAUGAAGAGUGGUUUGCAUUUCUUGGAGCAAAAGUGCCUCCUGGUGGUCCUGGUUCACCUUAUUCUAUACAUUUUAAGACAACCAUUCCUGACUCAUCUCCUAUGAAACCUAUGAAUGCAUCUGUCUAUUCAUGUAAUGACACUUCACUCGGCUGCUCUUGUGGCGAUUGUCCUUCAGCGCCUGUCUGCUCGAGUUCAGAACCUUCACCACCCGUGAUAAAAGAGCCCUGCUCCAUUAGAAUGGGAUCUAUGAAGGUCAGAUGUGUGGAUUUUUCAAUAGCUCUCUUGUAUAUUCUAUUGGUUUUUGUGUUGUUUGGAUGGGUGUUUUUGCAAAGGACAAGACAAGAGAAGAGAGUUGGCUCCAAUGUGGAACCAUUGCUGAAUGAUAUGGGUGGUGAAGGAAGUAGUUUUACUAACAUCCCAAGGGACGAAACUCAUCCUGAAGAGGUAUGCACAUAAGCCUGUGUUGUAGAAAUAUAUGUAUGUUUGGGAAUCAAAAGGAUUCAAAUUAUUAUUACUAUUAUUUUUGUGGAAAGCAGCUACCCUAAAAUUUAAACUGUUGGGUGAUGGUAUGCAUGAAUUUAUAUUUACAUUAUUAUACUUUACAUAUCCCCUCAUUCAAAAGUUCUUUGGGAUUCUCAUGCUUAAUUUGAACUUUUUUGUUUAGAACAAUGGUAAUGAUAAAGGUUCAAACUCUAAAUUGCUUGGUCUAAGAGAUUCUUAUUAUAUACUC